Messenger RNA from Vanderwaltozyma polyspora DSM 70294, 1524 nucleotides. RefSeq names its product Ldb17p (gene LDB17). The transcript has a single exon. Gene Ontology annotation, biological process: actin cortical patch localization; endocytosis; actin cortical patch assembly. Bases 1 to 1524 code for a protein of 507 amino acids. NCBI's taxonomy places the organism in Eukaryota, Fungi, Ascomycota, Saccharomycetes, Saccharomycetales, Saccharomycetaceae. Gene Ontology annotation, cellular component: actin cortical patch. Gene Ontology annotation, molecular function: Arp2/3 complex binding. The record is from RefSeq and is a predicted model, not a curated record.
AUGAAUUUCCAGCAAGAAUCAAUCUAUGAUGCUGGUCAACCAUAUACAACAUGUUGUGAUGAUAACGAAAAAUAUGAACUUGAUAAUGGUUUAAAUUUAAGUUGUAUUGAAUUUUGGGAUAAACUAGAAGCUAUAAUAACUUUAGAAGAGGGUGAUGAUGCCAAUAAUGAAACGUUGAUCAAUUCAAAGUUGGUUAACUAUGUUAAAUUUGCAACGGAUUCUUAUAGAACUUUUAUCAAGGCAGAUCGUGAUCUUUAUAGAAUGGCAUUAAUAUUGACAGAAUCGAAAUGCUUUAAGGAUAAUAAAGAAUUUUGUUUAAGUAAGUUAUUAUCAUUAUUGAAUAUUGAUCUGUUGGAGAUGAAUAUGAAAUUUUUGAUUGCAUACAUUUUAUUAUGGGAGUCUAAGAGUAAUCUAAGUUCAAUUGAGUUGAUCUUAAAAUAUCAAGGGUUUUCUGUAUUCUACAAUACAUUGUAUACACAAUUUGCAUAUUUAAAUAAAUAUGGCCAAACGAUACAAAGAGAUGAUGAUAUAGAAUUGAAUAUUAUUAAUGAAAUGAAAGAAAUUUCAAUUUUUUUAUUGGAUAUUUUCUUCCAAAUUCUAAAAUAUUCCAAAUUUAAAAUAUCAAAUUUAACUAUUAUUGAUGAUUUCUUCAUUCACUAUCUAAUUUGUUCAAUUCAACCAGAUGAUUUAUCUGACUUAUUCAAUGUUGCCAAAUUUAAGUUUUUAUUAGCCUUGAAUGAACAAUAUAUGAUUAUAACCAAAAAAAAAUAUGAUAAUGAUAACAACAGUAAUAAUAAUCAAAAUAUUGAAAAUAAAAUUUACAAAUAUUUGAUUGAUUAUUCAAGUUCAAAGAAUUUCACAGAAUUCUUAUUGUUGAAAUUUAAUAGAGAAGAUGAUAGAUCUUUGUUGAUUAUGAUGUGUAAAGUUUUGUAUCUGAUUUUAACAUCAACUCAAAAUGAUAUUGCUCAAAACUAUUUCUACUUAAAUGAUCUAAACGUUUUUGUAGAUGUUUUGAUAAGAGAAUUACAGAAUAUUUCAGAAUCUGAUGAAUUGUUAAGAAACACUUUAUUAAGAGUGCUAUUACCUUUAUUAACUAACACUGAAAUUUCAAAAACUCAUUAUAGAAAAGAUGAUUUAAUUAAGUUACUAGAAUUUUUAUCUUCAAUUGAUAAUAUUUGUGGUAGUGAAAACAUCACUCGUGAGCAUGAAACUACCGUCAGAUUAGCAAAUAGAUGCCUAAGGAAAGUAGCUUGGUUGGAUUAUUAUUUAAAUGAUUCUAAUAAUCCUUCAGAUUCAGAUAGCCUAUUAAGUAAAAAAUCUUUGCCAAUUACAACACAGUUACAAUCAUCCACAAGAACAUCUUCUUCACCUUCUUCUUUUUCAAAGGAAAAGAUUAUGAAUUCAAUCUAUAUUAGCUCUGAGAAUAGUUCAACUGAUUCCUUUGAAAGAAGAAAGGCAAAACCAUUGCCUCCACCACCACCACCUAAACCUAGAGGUAUAUCUAGGAUCAAUUCUAACAAAUAG